AAAAAACUCCCCUUUAAAUCAACAAACAGAAAGUACCCCUCCAUUUGCUCAGGAGACUGCUGGCCCCAUCAUUUCAGCACCCCUCGGGACGUGUUAUCUCCCAAUUUGGAAAACACUGGUUUGGGGAAGUCCCUCUGGCAUGGACAGCUCCAGUCUACAAGAGCUCCAGCAGCCUCUGCUGGUGGAUGCUGGCAGCUGCGAAUUCCCCAUCUGGAAGCCUGGUGAGAUGGAGCUGGGCCAGGAGGCAAUCUUUGAGUCACUGAGGGCCUGGCCGUGCCUACCACCACUUCCCUCCGUGAGCGCUGGCCUGGGGGAGCCAAGGGCCCCUGACCUUGAGGACACAUCCUCCAGCGACAGUGACUCGGACUGGGACGAGGGUGACCUUGUGACCCCACUCGAGCCCCACGACCACGUUGGCCUGGCUGUCUUCUCCAUGCUGUGCUGUUUCUGGCCCGUGGGCAUCACUGCCUUCUGCCUGGCCCAGAAGACCAACAAGGCCUGGGCUCAGGGGGAUUUCCAGGGGGCCGGGGCUGCCUCCCGCCGCGCCUUCCUGCUGGGGGUCCUGGCUGUCGGGCUGGGGGUGUGCACCUAUGCCGCGGCCCUGGUGACCCUGGCGGCCUACCUGGCCUUCCGGGCCCCGCCCUAGUCACCCCCGAGGCCCUGUGAACCCAGAGGCUGAGGCCUCGCCAAGCUGAGUGGAUGAGGCGGCAAAGCAGCUUCCAGAACCAUCCGGAACCCAGAGCACCCGGACCCCCUCCUCUUCCUGGCAGCCACGCAAGAUUAAACUCCAGAUGCAUUUACAGUUGGA
Sorex fumeus (smoky shrew) is the source of this 808-nucleotide messenger RNA. RefSeq names its product transmembrane protein 91 (gene TMEM91). Gene Ontology annotation, cellular component: intracellular membrane-bounded organelle; membrane. The record is from RefSeq and is a predicted model, not a curated record. The transcript is spliced from 4 exons. Lineage: Eukaryota; Metazoa; Chordata; Mammalia; Eulipotyphla; Soricidae. The coding region runs from base 140 to 646 and encodes 168 amino acids.